GAUGCAGCCAAACCCCAGCUCACACAAACUCCUGAGCAUCAGCAUCAGCAGGCCAGACAGCUCAGGGCGCUGCACAUUGAAACGCAAAGCUGUCUUGGCUGAAGAAGGACGGCUCCGAGUCUAAGAGGAGAAGUGGGAAGGAGAAGAAGGACACCGCUGCUCAGCAGGUGUCAGCUCAAGCCGAGGCUUCAUGUGAGAUGCGAUUAAUUGAUGAGCAGAAAUCACCAGAGGAAGAAAUGAGCUUCGGUGCAGCGUGCAUUUUCUUGCGAGGAGGCAAGAACAUUUCACGAGAGCUGGCUGAGGAUGAAAUUGAUGAGCUUCGAGAUGCGUUCAAUGAAUUUGACAAAGACAAGGAUGGUCUAAUCAGCUGUAAGGAUCUGGGGAACCUGAUGAGAACAAUGGGCUACAUGCCUACUGAGAUGGAGCUGAUCGAACUCAGCCAGAACAUCAACAUGAACCUUGGAGGUAGUGUCGACUUUGAGGACUUUGUAGAACUGAUGGCCCCGAAGCUCCUGGCAGAGACCGCCGGGAUGAUUGGUGUGAAGGAGCUGAAAGACGCAUUUAAAGAGUUCGACAUGGACGGCGACGGAGAGAUCACAACAGAGGAGUUGCGGGCAGCUAUGAACAAGCUGAUGGGAGAGCACAUGAGUCGCAGGGAGAUCGACGCCAUCGUGAAAGAGGCAGAUGAUAAUGGAGAUGGGACUGUAGAUUUUGAAGAGUUUGUCAGAAUGAUGUCUGGCCAGUGAGCUUCAACAACUGGAAGAAGAUUUCACUUUACGAUGAACCUGCACUAACGGCGACUUUGAAGAUCUCUCAUCAGCCAGAAUUUUUACAACUUUCAGGAUAAACGAAAGAAAGCAACAGUUAAUUCAGCACUGAAAAUAAAACCUUAUUAACCUUUUCUUAAAGAGGAUUCUAUGCAAACUAGUGCACAAACAUUGACAUUUUUAAUGAAUGUAGUAGAAUUGAACAGAGGCAAACAGUUAAAAAUGUUUUGUUUUGUAUGCAUGCUGUAAGUUAUUUUUGAUUGGUUUGCUGAAAUAUUAUUUUGGAAAUAAAGAUAUUACUGAUA
Molecule: messenger RNA, 1072 nt
Organism: Cyprinodon tularosa
Lineage: Eukaryota; Metazoa; Chordata; Actinopteri; Cyprinodontiformes; Cyprinodontidae
Gene: cabp5a
Product: calcium binding protein 5a
Exons: 7
Coding region: 198-746 (182 amino acids)
Molecular function (GO): calcium ion binding
Source: RefSeq, a predicted model, not a curated record